GACGUGCUUAUUAAUUAACCUGACUUACACUUGUACUUAUAUUUGAGCGAUCAGCGUUGUAUUGCACCGAACACAAUGGCGUCGGCCCUGCUCGGCCUUUGGAGGGGAUUUCAACCCGCAUCCAGCGCAGUUGCCUGUUAGUGAUCUCUCUCUCCGCUAAGAAUAGUGUCGCAGAGAGCUAGCUCGUUAGCUUAGCCUUAGCCCCGCUAGCCUUCCAGCCCCCUCUAGUACAGUCUACACGUCCAGCUAACCGGGACCAGCUAGCGGUCCACCUCGGCUGUCUGUCAACCCCGGGGGACAGCGGGACGGACAGGGGGUGCAGCAGGAAAUGACCUAGAGGCCUUACAAGAUACAGUUGUGCUUCCGUCGCUGUAAUCUGUGUCUGCGGAGAGAGCCCACUGGUAUUCCUGGUGAGUAUCAACUACCUCAGCCAGACGACCCCGGCACACCCUGCGGCAGGCCCAACAGACCCCAAGGGACGUCCCGGAGCUCUGGUGAAGAGACACCCUCCCAAACGGACACGCUCCCAAACGGACACGCGCGGGACCGUGGAAGAAGCCUCGCUGGCCGCCGGUUCCUGGAUGAAACGCUGCUCCUCCUCCUUCUUCUUCCUCUCCUCCGAGGGGUGCUGAGACGGACUGGUUCCGUCGUCGGGUAGCUCCUGGUCACACGCGGCGGUCUGGGACCCGUCACGCACCGCUGGUGGUGUCGCUCCUCCGCUCUAGUUAGCUGGUUACCGUUGGCUUGACCGGCGACCACCUCCGCCUAUCUCAAUCGUACCAUUUUUUUUUUUCAUGGCAACUAUUUAAUAGAUAAGUUGUUUUAUAUUUGCGGUGUUCGAUCUACAUCUAAGUACAUCUAUGUGAAUAUACCGUCUACGUAUUUUCCGCUUCCGUCGUUCAGAAGGGCGACCUCUGGAGCCCCGCACUCUACUCGCACGCUGAAUCCUAGAGCUCCCGUGCGAUUCCCCUCGUCCUCCUUUAUGCCACACGGCCCCAACCCAACCCCAGGGGCCCUGAAGCGGGUGUCCAGGCCCGUAGCGCGCCCCCGGUGCGUCUGAUGUUGGUCUGCAGCAGGGCUGCAUGCACCACGCGCUCCGAGCCCCUCGGUCCGUCCCGCCGGCCUCCGUGUCACCCGUCGUCCCCGUUCAGCCCUCUCUGAGAUGAGCCUCUGGCAGGGGAACUCCUGAGGUGUCCUCUUACCCCGACGUGAACAGCCACCCUCUCUCCCGUCGCCUCCUUUUGUACGCCCUCUCAAAUCGGAAUCUCCCCAUCCCGCGACCGCCAGAGUCGUCCAGCGCCACGGCAGCGAGCGGUGCCGGUCGCGCCCAGUCGUAUGUACAGUUGCAACGCGCCGGAAGGUAAAAUGGACUACAAGCGGCGCUUUCUGCUCGGCGGGUCCAAGCAGAAGGUCCAGCAGCAGCACCCGCAGUACCAGAUGCCCGAGCUGAGCAGGACCCUCAGCGCCCCGCUGGCCUCCUCCCCCUGCUCCCCCGCCCCCCCCUCCAUGGGCCCCGGGGGGAGCGGGCCCCCGGGCGGCGGCGGCGGCGGCGGCCUGGCCCCCGGCCCGCCCUCCGGCACCACCACGGCGGUGGCGGACAUCCAGCAGGGCAUCUCCAAGUACCUGGACGCGCUCAACGUGUUCUGCCGGGCCAGCGCCUUCCUCACGGAGCUGUUCAGCGGCGUGUUCCGCAACUCCCACUACUCCAAGGCCGCCAUGCAGCUGAAGGACGUGCAGGAACACGUCAUGGACGCCGCCAGCCGGCUCACCGCCGCCAUCAAGCCCGAGAUCGCCAAGAUGCUGAUGGAGCUCAGCGCCGGCGCGGCCAACUUCAAGGACCAGAACGACUUCAGCUUCCAGGACGUGGAGGUGCUGGGCCGGUGCUUCCGGACGGUGAUGCAGGUUCAUUUCCAGUUCCUGUCCCAGGCCCUGCAGAAGGUGCAGCCCGUGGCCCAGUCCUGCCUGGCCGAGGCCCUGGCCCAGGCCCAGGAGCGCCGCGCCAACGCCCGGCCCCCCAGCAGUGAGCACGGGGCCCCCACCGAGCUGGAGGACGCCGCCCGCUCAUGGAAGGGGGCAGCCGAGGCGACGGGCAGGCUGCGGGAGAGGGGCCGUGACGGCUGCCUGGCCGGGCUGCAGGUGCAGCAGCUCUUCUGCUCCAACAACCCCUCCAUCCCCGAGCACCAGCUCAAGGACCUCAACGGACGGAUCGACCACGCCCUGCAGGCCUACAAGGCGGCUCUGGACAGCAUGGGCCACAGCGAGUACUCCCUGAAGGCCGGCUUCCACCUCAACCCCAAGUCUGUGGAGUCAGCGCUGCAGGGCUGCUGCAGCGAGGCGGAGGCCCAGCAGGCGGGCCGCAUGCAGACCCCCUCCCAGCCCAUCCAGUGCGAGCUGCCCACCGUCCCGCUGCACAUCGGCUCACACUUCCUCAAGGGCGUGUCCUUCAACGAGUCGGCCGCCGACAACCUCAAGCUCAAAACGCACACCACCCUGCAGCUGAUGAAGGAGGCCCUGGGCCAGAACGGCAUGCCCCGCCGGGAAGACUCCCCCGUCACCGAGGUCCUCAACCAGGUGUGCCCCUCCAGCUGGAGGGGGCCCUGCAAGACGGCCGUGCAGCUACUCUUCGCCCAGGCCGGACUGGUGGUGGUGGACACGGCUCAGAUUGAGAACAAGGAGGCCUACGCUCCUCAGAUCACCUUGGAGGGCUCCAGGGUGCUGGUCCAGGUGCCGUCGACCUGGUGUCUGAAGGAGGACCCGGCCACCAUGUCCCUGCUGCAGCGCAGCCUGGACCCGGAGAAGACGCUGGGGCUGGUGGACGUCCUGUACACCGCCGUCUUCCACAUCAACCGCUGGAAGGACAGGAAGGAGCAGGCUCUGCCCACCAUCCAGAUGCAGCUGCAGCGCGAGGCCCCGGACUACAGCGUCCCGGCGGACCUGGCCCCCGGCAGCGGCAGCUCCUCCAAGAGCUCCGGCGGCCUGCCCAAGAGCAUCUCCAAGCUCACCUCCAAGUUCACCAAGAAGGCCUCCUCCCACGCGGGCGGCGGCGGCGGCGGCGGCAGCUACUCCAUCCCCAGCACGCCGUCCCGCAGCAUGCUGUCCUCCUCCUCCUCCGGCGGCGGCGGCUGCGGCGAGGAGAAGCCCAAGGGCGGGCUGGCGCCCGGGGACGGCCGGCUGCAGAGCCUCCUGCAGAUAGGAGGCCUGCAGUGCGGCGGCGACCCGGGCCAGCUGGCCAACGGCGCAGGGCCCGACGACCAGGGCAUGAACCUGCCCACCGACCAGGAGAUGCAGGACGUCAUCGACUUCCUGUCUGGCUUCAACAUGGGCAAGUCCCAGCAGGCCUCGCCGCUGGUCAAGAGGCGCAACUCCGUGGCGUCCGCAAACCCGGCGGAGCUGAGGCCGCCUGGCGCCGCCCAGGCCGCCGCCCUCUCCCACAACACCCUGCAGCCGCCCCCCGCCCAGACGCAGCCCCAGAAGCAGCAGCAGCAGCAGCAGCAGCAGCAGCUGCCGCCGCCCCAGUCGCAAGCCCCGCCCCCUCAGCAGCAGACUCCGCCUUCCCAGGCCCCGCCCCCCCAGCAGCAGCAGCAGCAGCAGCAGCAGCAGCAGCAGCAGCAGCAGCAGCCCUCCCCCCAGGCCCUGCAGUUCUACCAGCACCUCCUGCAGCCGCUGGCUCAACACCAGCAGCAGCAGCAGCAGCAGCAGCAGCAGCAGCAGCAGCAGCAGCAGCAGGCUUCCCUCCCCUCCCCCCAGCAGCUCCAGUCCCUGCCGCAGCAGAGAAUCCCCAGCAAGUGGCUGGGGAGCUCCGGGGCCCAGCAGCAGCAGCAGCAGCCGCCUCCCCAGCAGCAGCAGCAGGGCCCCCCGGGCGGGCUGUCCCCCCUGGGGCCCAUCGGCCAGUGGGGCUCGGCGGGCCUGCCCGACCUGAGCUCGGAGCUGUACAGCCUGGGCCUGGUGAGCACCUACAUGGACAGCGUGGUGUCGGAGAUGCUGGGCCAGAAGCCCCAGGGCCCGCGCAACAACACCUGGCCCAACCGCGACCAGAGCGAGGGCGUGUUCGGAGGAGGGGCGCUGGGGGACGCGCUGCCCUUUGACCCCGCAGUUGGCUCGGACCCGGAGUUCGCCCGCUACGUGGCAGGGGUCAGCCAGGCCAUGCAGCAGAAGCGCCAGGUGCAGCACAUCCGUCGGCCGAGCAACGCCCGCAGCAACUGGCCAAUCCCAGACGAGCAGCAGCAGCACCGGACCUGGUCCCACCCGGACUACUACAGCGAGGGUGAGCCAGUGAACAGCAGCUGGUCAGCCAAUCAGGGCGACUCUGCUAGCUCAAGCGACGAGACGUCCUCGGCCAAUGGGGACAGCCUGUUCUCCAUGUUCUCCGGACCGGACCUUGUAGCAGCCGUCAAGCAGAGAAGGAAACACAGCUGUGGUGACCCGGAGGCGUGCACACUGCCCUCCCCCCCCCUCCACCACAUGGUGGACGACAGCCAGGACAGCAAGACCAAGACGUGGCCUCCCAAGGCGCCGUGGCAGCACACGGCGGCGCACGCCAGCGCCAACACGCUGCCCAAUCCCAGCUCUUCCUUGUACCAGAUGAACAUGCCGACCGCCUCCCAGUGGAGCGACUCCAUGCAGAUGCUGCAGUCUCCCGUGUGGUCCACGGCCGGCGACUGCUCCCCCUCCUCCGGUCUCUCCUCCGGCCUCUCCUCUGGUCUGUCCUCUGGUCUCUCCUCCGGUCUCUCCUCUGGCCUCUCCUCUGGUCUGUCCUCUGGUCUCUCCUCCGGUCUCUCCUCUGGUCUCUCCUCCGGCCUGUCCUCUGGCUUCCCCUUCUCCCAGCAGCAGCAGCAGCAGCCCAAACCCAUAAGCAAGGCAUUCAAAUCCUUCCCGGUCAAACACGAGCACAGGCCUUCCUACCUUCACCAGUACUGAGGGGCCCGCGGUUCGGGGCCCGCGGUUCGAGACCCAGGGGACGGCCUCUAGCGUCUGACGAGCUAACAUGCUAACAAUCCGAUUUGGGGACUGUAACGAGUCCGAUAUAUUUAAUUGGGAUGUUUUUGAGUUGAGGUGUGUUUGGGGGUGAGGGGGGGUACGGGGGGAGUGCUGUGGUGUUACUUUAAGUGUACAUAUUAGCUCAACAAUUUGUAUCGAUCUAUAUAUUAUUUUUUUCCACGUCACACAUCCGCUGCGUUCGGUUAGUGUGGCGUCAUGGCAACGAGUGUGGCCGUCCGGUGGCCUAGUGGGGGGUUUCUCUGUCUGCGGGGCGCGACUCACGCCGGGGUCCGCAGGCAUGAGCUGGAGACGCGCAUUACCGUCGCCCACUCUGCUUCUCUGUGUGUGUGUGUGUGUGUGUGUGUGUGUGUGUGUGUGUGUGUGUGUGUGUGUGUGUGUGUGUGUGUGUGUGUGUGUGUGUGUGUGUGUGUGUGUGUUGGGGGUUACGGGAGGGCACGAGGAGUUCCGUCUCGGCCCGGACUCUACAUGAUACUGUGUCUACUGAGCUGUAACUGCCAAAUCUCAUGCAAGAGUACAGCUUCCAUCUACUGUUUCAUGGCUUGUAAAUUACCGAGGUUGAAACUAUAAAUAUUUACUCCUUUUUAUUAAGAGGCUUUGAGCAGGCUCAGCGUGAAUAUAAAAUCGUCGCAGGGGUGUCGUUUGCGAGGAAUUACACUACUUUUUCAACCGCAGACGGGGGUCACGAGAUGCAGCCCGGACUGGUGGUUGGUGUGGACCGCACUUGAUAGAGUUUUUGUUGUUUUUCCAACCAAAGCGUUGUUCAGAAUACUACCGGUGCAGAGGAGGAGGAGGAGUUGAACAGACUAGUGCGUUGAUAAGCAGCAAAGUUAACGAGCCCUACUUGACAAUAGCUUUAGGGAAUGUCUUGACGACAUGGAAAGGAAUUCAAUUCCUCUUUCCUAAUCAGCAUUUUUGCUUCAGAUUGACACUAACUCCUGAGUUAAAAGACAACAACCUAACUUUUGUUCCAUUUAAAAAAAAAAAAAAUACAAUAUUUUUCUUGUACAAAUAUUGACAGUAUUAAUCUUAUUUUUGUAUUUUCUUACAUGUUAUACCAUUACUGUAUGUUAGUAUACUAUAGACAUAAUUACAUACGUUGUUUUCUUUCCUGCCCUGAGAUGUGAAAAGCACAUAUUUAGUUUUUCUUUCCUACAGAGCUACACCAUAUAUCUAUAAAGGUUACCAAAUACGCCAUGGUAGACACUAAGACAAUAGUGUGCGACGGGGGCUGUUUUCAAACCCUCGUCCUCCUUGGUUUCUAUGGCGAUGGGCUGUGUUCACAGGCCCAGAAUGUUACCCUUUUGUGAUCUUUGCGGAUGCCAAUGUUGCCUGUAUUUAUGAGAUGACCACCAUGUUUUCCGAAAAAACUAACAUACUUACCAUGUUUACAGAGAAUUGUUUGCUGUAUAUACAUAUAAAUAUAUAUCUUUUUAUAGUUAAUGUGCUUUGCACAAUCAAAAUAUAGGGUUUGUUGCUUUUUUGUCUGUGUUAACUCCCAACCUGUUGCAGCCUUUUUAGAGAUAUUAAUUAAAGACCUUUGGACUGUAACGGUUAGCAUUUCUCAGCUGUUGUCAAAUGGUUUACUAGUGGCUUCUAAAAAAAAACGUGUUGCCCUGAUCGAUGGUAUGAAGGGGGGCUGCUUGGCUUACGUUGCUUACUGUUCUUUUGAGCUGGCAACCGAAUCUUUCCAAGUGUACCAGCAAUGCAAAAAAGAAAAUUAAUAAAAAAAACUAGCAAUUAAAAUAGCCUCUUCUGUCUUAUAGAUAUUGUACUCCAGAACCAACCCACUGUCCUUUGGCACAAUGACACUACCUUUGUAUCUUUAACACCAGGCCCUUCAGAGUUCCUAUAUUUUGUCUGAUAUAACAGGUAUUUUUUAGUAUUUGUGUAAAUUGCUUAAUUGAAUUCUUUGCAUUUACGGAGUGGAAAUAAAUGAGGUUGGUGGCUUGA
This is a messenger RNA of Gadus morhua (Atlantic cod), 6948 nucleotides long. It is a transcript of the gene garre1, whose product is annotated as granule associated Rac and RHOG effector 1. The record is from RefSeq and is a predicted model, not a curated record. Gene Ontology annotation, biological process: Rac protein signal transduction. Gene Ontology annotation, molecular function: CCR4-NOT complex binding. Bases 1336 to 4917 code for a protein of 1193 amino acids. The transcript has 14 exons. NCBI's taxonomy places the organism in Eukaryota, Metazoa, Chordata, Actinopteri, Gadiformes, Gadidae.